Periconia digitata is the source of this 939-nucleotide messenger RNA. The record is from the annotation of a GenBank genome assembly. Lineage: Eukaryota; Fungi; Ascomycota; Dothideomycetes; Pleosporales; Periconiaceae.
AUGGCUGCACUACCUGCUGUCAAAAGCGGAGACUAUCUACUUGUCGCCUCGGGACUGGCGCAUGAAGCUCCAUAUCUGGUCGGGUGGCAGGAAUUCAAAGACCAUAUUCGAAAAACUGUGAAAGAGCAGCCCGGCUGGACCCACGUCACGCCAGCACAGGGACAGCGCACAGGAGAGAUGCAAGGAUGGUGCAGACUCAAAGACAAAGAGGAUGCAGAUGCAGUCUACAAUACCUUUGCACGAUCAAGGGGCAUCUUGGUCCACGUCUUUUCCACUAGCCUGCGGGGCGGCCAGUUCGAGAUGAUGCGAUGCAACUGCAUAAACCAAUUCCCAGAUGUCGGAGACCGAGGACAUUCGUCGCGGCGGUCGGGCAUCGAUGUAAACAGCGUCAACCAGACCUUCGGAAGUCGCUGUGCCGUGAGCAAAGCCCAGUACGCUCCCGCCGUCAUCCCAACUUCGUAUUCAUAUGGCCACUAUUAUCAAUCCCCGCAAUACGCGCCGGUCGCUGCCAUGUACCCGGCAUAUCCAACUUACCAAGUCCAACCCACGGCCCCACCGUUGCCAGCCUAUUCUCAGAGCACAUCAGGCCUCCCGGUCAACCUCAGCCGUGGGGCAGCCAUCACAGAAGCCCGAGGAAUCUAUAUUCAGGGCCUUAACUACAGCGCCAGAAGCAGUGAUCUCUGGGCCCUCUUCGCAGAGACUGGACUAAGGCCCAUCGAAGCCAAAGUAAUCAAGGAUUCUCGAGGUGCUUCCAAGGGUGCGGCAACGGCACAGUUUAGCAGUAAAAACGAGGCUCUCGAAGGUAUCCAGCGUCUCCACAGAACACCUCACAUGGGCAAGACGCUGAAUGUGCGCCUCGACGUCGAGUCUACGGUCGUGGGUCGCAUCGAUCCCCUGGUCGUUGACGGCACGAAUAAACUGGCCAGCCUCUCCCUCUAA